GCAACCGAGAUAGGGGUCCCGGUCACUUAUUACUGUCAAGGCCGGUAGCAGCCUAUCAAGCCAAUUCACUCCUAGCACUCGAUCUGUUUAUUCUAGUUUGGUCGAGCGUGAAGUGUCAACAGUGGUCGCAAUGCUGACCAUGGUGGAUUGGCUACUGCUUGCGGUGGGGUUGUUGGCAGCUUGCUACUGGUACCUGAGCUGGAACAUGGGCUACUGGCGGGCUCGAGGGGUAUAUACCCUGCCAGGAGCUUUGCCGGGAGUCGGCCACAUGUUGGAUGCCUUGCUGUUGCGAAGAGGGGUCCAGACGAUCUGUAUUCAGGCAUACCAUAACAUCGAGACUAAGGGUCAACCUGCCGUUGGUCUCUACUUGUUCCGCCAGCCCGUCCUGAUGCUGAAAGAUCCUGAUCUGAUCCAAACCGUACUCAUCAAGGAGUUCUCCAGCUUCCAUGAUAACGCAGUCCAGGUCGAUGACGAGGUUGAUCCUUACGUUAGCAGAAAUCCUUUUAUAACUCGAGGCCAAAGAUGGAAGACGUUACGCCAAAAGUUGUCUCCUGCAUUCAGUCCUGUCAGAAUAAAAGUGAUGUUUCCUCUAAUUCAGGCAGUAGGCCAAGAGUUCAACAAGUACAUGAAGAAACACUUGAAUGAAAACGUUAACGUAAACCAUGUCACAGGAUUGUUUACAUCCGAAGUAGUUGCAAAAUGUGCAUUCGGAUUGGAUGGAAAUGCUUUUAACGAUCCCGACGCACUGUUCUACCAACACGGACGCAAGCUCUGGGACGGCACACUUAAUAGCCCAAUCGAGUCUUUUAUAAUUUUUCUCAUACCGAGCAUCAACAAAAUCCUCAAAAGAAGCUUUUUUCCAAAAGAGACUGCUGAGUUCUUUGAGAACGUGAUCAAGCAGGCGAUAGAAUACAGGCAGAAAGCUCCUGACAAAGUUGCAGAUAAUGAUUACCUUCAGUUCUUGAUUAACCUUCAUAAUAAGAACGAAUUCGGAUUAAUUGAUGUCGUGGCACAGUGUCUGACGUUUUUCACUGAUGGCUUUGAAACAUCAUCUUUGACAGCAAGUUUUGCCUUGUAUGAGUUGACGAUGAACCCAGACAUACAAGAGUCUCUGAGACAGGAGGUCCUCGCUGCGGAUUCUUUGAACUAUGAUUCCAUCAGUUCUCUGCCACUCCUCGAUCGGGUUUUGCAAGAGACACUGCGAAAAUACAGUGUAUUCGCGAUGACCAAAGAAUGCUCCAAGGAUUUCACGCUGCAGGCAGAUGGCCGAUCCUUUCCAAUUAAAAAAGGACAACACGUUGUGGUGCCAGUAUAUGCGAUUCACAACGAUCCUAACAUUUACCCUAACCCGGAUAUAUUCGACCCGGACAGGUUUUUACCAGAGAACAUUAAGACUCGCCAUCCGAUAAGCUUCAUGGGUUUUAGUGCAGGACCUCGCACAUGUAUAGGGAACAAAUUUGCCACCUGCCAAGUAAAGGUGUUGCUGGCUAAUAUUCUGGCCAAUUUCAAACUGGUGAAGUGUAACAAAACUGCGGAAAAGAUGAAGCUAAACCCGUUACUGCUAAUGCCUGUGCCAGAGGGAGGAAUCUGGCUACAGUUCCAAGAAUUGUAACAACCGAUUUGUUACUACAACUGUUUUAGUUUUAAGAUGCACAUAUGCCCGAUAAUUUUGUAAAAUACAAAAUUUAUAAAUUGAAAAUGAGUGAUUUUUAAAGGUGAAAAAUGAAGGUGAAGAUGAUGCACUCGAUUUUGGGUAGUGAAAACACUGUUUUAUAAAAGUCAUAUAACUUUAGAGGAAUUUUCCUGAAAAAAAAAGAAAGUGGAAUAUUGUUUUUUAUCACUCAAAGUGAAAUGUCGGGCAUUUAAAGCAGGACAUUUAGGCACCCUUGUAGUCAGGUCCAAAUUAAAUCAGCUGAAGAUACAAUUGCAAUAUUUAAAGUUUGUACAUGAAUACACGUACAUGUUUCAGGAAUUAACGUGUUUUAGAAUCACUUAUAACUCAAAGAAAGUAUAGUUAUUGAAUUAAAUAAAUUUAAAACAGUAUAUUCUGUAAUAGUUUUUAGCAGCAAAAUUUAUUUUCUUACAAAUAAAAUAACGUUACUUCCUAAAAACAUAUCUCGUUCAUAUUCAGUCGUUUUUAUUUGGACAUGGUUACAAAACUGUCUGAACUGUACUUUAAAUAUGAUGGUUAUCUUCAAGGGCUAUGAUUUGGAAUUGAAAACGUUUCUGCUGGAGGUGUUUGAAAGAUUAUUUAUUUCUAUAAAUAGCAGGAAUACUUGGAAAUUUAUAUUUCAUGUUACAUACAUACAUUUCAUGAUAAUUAAUACCUAAUUUAAAGUUUAAUUGAAAUGAAAUAAUACAACAGAUUCAAGCAAUUAACUAAAUAUGAUAGGUACCGGAUAUCAGGGCAUGGGUAUUAUGAAAUAAAUAGCAUCAUCAGUGUUAUUUAAUAUAUAGAUUUUAGCGAUUUUAACUGCAAACGGAAAUUAAAUGAUCAAUAUUGUGUUUAAAGUUUAGCGUUUGUAUUUCCCACACAAUUAAGAAACAUGCAACAUUUUCACGUAUCCUGCCCGUAACAUAUUAGCUACUAACGCAAAUAUUAGCCUAAUGGCGUUGUUUACUGAGAAAUCAGCUGAUUACAGGACGACUGUUUUCAAUCCAUGUCCAUUGACUGUAGACAUCCUGCUGUACAGGUUUUUAUUUACAUGUAAGUUUCUUAUGUUUAAAAAAAAAAUGUAGAAGCCAAAACAAAACGUAUAGUGUAUGCUUUGGAUUGCAGAGUAAAGAUCUAAAACUGAUGUUAAACUUCGGGCUCGUUUUGAGCAUAAUACCAAUACACUGAUUUAAAAGUCAAUCCUACUGUGGGACAGAAAACUUCAAGCUAAAAGAACUUCCAAAAUAGGACAGCAUGAAAAAAUGAAAGUAAUUUUACAAGCAAUAGAAUAGGUGCGAAUAUUUUUUAUUUUAAUAAAACCUCACAUGCAUAUUCAUGUUAUUGAAACAGAUUACUGAAAAUACCUAAAUCAAAAUUCCCUAUCAUAUCACGUAAAAGGCUCAAGUUUCCUGCACCCAAAUCGUUAUCCUUUAAGACUAGAUUUUGCUAACGAGAUGUUGGACCGCACUACCUGAAAUCCCACAUUUCUUCAAAAUGUAUGAAGCUACUUUUCAACUUUGUGACAUUGGCGUAAUCGGGGAUCACGAAAUCGAAUGCUUCAGUAAUGCACUCAAUAGAUAUCGCAAAAGUACAUUUUUGGAUGGGACUGAUGAAAAUGCAAACAUGGGAAAUAUUUCUAUGGAUCAAACCUUAAGGCCACAUUUGUUUGGACACGGUUACUCAUUAUUGUAGUACCUCGAAUGCCAGACCAAACCAUAUUCCAGGAAGACUGUGCUCCAGCAUAGUACCACAAUGAUGUUUGGGAUUUCUUAACGAACAAUUUCCUGGCCAUUGACUCGGUAGGAGAGGGCCUAUUGCAUAGUCAGUAAAAUCCUCAGAUCUUAACUCUCUAGAUUUGUUUGCAUGGAGAUUUAUCAGAGAUUUCACGUAUGAGGUAAGGAAUACAUUAGUUUGCUGGAACUAAUGCAUUAGAUUGUGGCUGCAGGUGAGAGUAUAAUGCUACAAAUGCUUACAAAAACAUAGUGGGAGAUUGAGUACAUUGUACCGUGUGAGAGCGACUUUACCCGUGAUCACAUUAAUACCAUGAUGUAAUUAGAAAAAGUUAACAUAGUCGUUUGAAAAUAAAAAGUACAUUAUUAUGUCUCA
Molecule: messenger RNA, 3760 nt
Organism: Homalodisca vitripennis (glassy-winged sharpshooter)
Lineage: Eukaryota; Metazoa; Arthropoda; Insecta; Hemiptera; Cicadellidae
Product: cytochrome P450 6k1-like
Exons: 10
Coding region: 131-1612 (493 amino acids)
Molecular function (GO): oxidoreductase activity, acting on paired donors, with incorporation or reduction of molecular oxygen; iron ion binding; monooxygenase activity
Source: RefSeq, a predicted model, not a curated record